Pseudogymnoascus destructans is the source of this 788-nucleotide messenger RNA. RefSeq lists its product as uncharacterized. NCBI's taxonomy places the organism in Eukaryota, Fungi, Ascomycota, Leotiomycetes, Thelebolales, Thelebolaceae. The record is from RefSeq and is a predicted model, not a curated record. The transcript is spliced from 2 exons. The coding region runs from base 303 to 788 and encodes 161 amino acids.
CCCCAAUCCAAAGCGACAAUGCCACGACCAUAACACCCAUAAAAUCUGGUAGCUGUUUCACUCGAUAUUAUAAUUGCAGUCUGCAUAGCGAGGAGAUAUAGCAUUGUUAUGCAAGCACCCACUGUUGCAAUAGUCACAGAAUUGGAAGUUAGUGACCGACGCCUUCGCAACUGUUUCCCCUCAGCCAGCACCAAACCAGAAAGAAGGAAUAUACAAUUGAGAGGCUCCCGAAUCCGGAAAACGGGCGAGAUUUUGCUAUACACGAGAAUCGUGAAGCGUAUUUGCGAUAAUCUUUCUACACAAUGGCACAACCGUCCCCGGGCAAGACACCAACAGGCGUGGUGAUCCCUCGGACGCCCGCUGCUGCCAACGCCCCAGACCCAGAUUUGAGAUCUGAGAUAAACGCUCAGCUUAUAAAAGAUGGGCAUAUUGACCGCAUCCACAACCACCUCUCCCACAUCCUCUCCUCCGACGCCUCCAACUGGCCGACCCGCAUCCGACAACACGCGCUCACGCUCCUGCGCUCCCCCGACUCAGAAUGCGACACCUUCCCGAGAUUGAUGGAGCAGGUGAUGGCGGAUAUUAGGGAGGAUACUAAUGCGGCGAGGCGGGAGGCGGGGGCGAGGAAGAGGGCGGAGGAGAGGGGGGAGGUGUAUGCGGGGACGGGGGGGAGGGAUAGGAGGGGGGAGAGGGAGGGGGGUGGGUUGGAGAUUCCGGGGGUGGUGAUGGAGGAGGGGGUGAGGAUUACGAGGGAGUGUUUGGAGAUGGUUGUUGAGGUUAGGCCUUGA